CCGGCUCCGUCGCAGUUCCGGCUUAGGCGUCCGCAGUUUUGUUGUUGUUGUUGUUGUUGACGUAGUUUCCCAACCCUGCGGCUCGCUCUCCCAGUUCGGACUCCAAAAUGGGGAAGUCUUUCGCCAAUUUCAUGUGCAAGAAGGACUUCCAUCCCGCUUCUAAGUCCAACAUCAAGAAGGUAUGGAUGGCAGAACAGAAAAUAUCAUAUGAUAAAAAGAAACAAGAAGAAUUAAUGCAACAAUACCUUAAGGAACAAGAAUCAUAUGAUAACAGAUUGCUUAUGGGAGAUGAGCGUGUAAAGAAUGGCCUCAAUUUCAUGUAUGAGGCCCCACCAGGAGUUAAAAAAGAAAACAAAGAGAAAGAAGAAACAGAAGGAGAAACAGAGUACAAAUUUGAAUGGCAGAAAGGAGCACCACGAGAAAAAUAUGCCAAAGAUGAUAUGAACAUCAGAGAUCAGCCUUUUGGUAUUCAGGUUCGAAAUGUGAGGUGUAUUAAAUGUCACAAGUGGGGUCAUGUCAACACAGACCGAGAGUGUCCCUUGUUUGGGCUUUCUGGAAUCAAUGCAAGUUCAGUUCCCACUGACGGCUCAGGGCCAUCGAUGCACCCCUCGGAGCUAAUAGCGGAGAUGAGAAACAGUGGGUUUGCACUGAAACGAAAUGUACUGGGGAGAAACUUGACCGCAAAUGAUCCAUCACAGGAAUAUGUUGCAAGUGAGGGUGAAGAAGAUCCAGAAGUUGAAUUCUUAAAAUCACUAACAACCAAACAAAAACAGAAACUUCUCAGUUUAUUAUUUUUUUCCAACUUCAGGAAAUUGGAUAGACUCGAAAAGAAAAAGAAUAAAAAGAAAAAGGAUAAGAAAAAGAAAAAGUUACAGAAAAGCAAAAGUAAACACAAAAAACAUAAAACCAGAGUCUCUUCCUCUUCCUCCUCCUCAACGGAGACUUCAGAAAGCAGCAGUGAGAGUGACAGUAAAGAAAAGAAAACAGAAAAGAAGAAGAAAAAGAAAAACAAAUGUUCAGGAAAUAAUGGCAGUGACUCUGAAGAGGAAGCAUCUAAAAAGAGAAAACUUUAUGAAGAACAUUCUAGCAGUCACAAUAACAAGGAAAAAUUGAAGCCUCUAAAACAAGAGUAUUCUGGAGAGAGUAGCAAACCGGGCCAUUCUGAUUUUGACAGGAAGAGUGGGAGCCGUCAUCACAGUGCAGAGAAGAGGGGCUCUGAAAGAAAUGAGGGACGCCGGAGCCAUUGCAGGGACGAAAGGAGGAGGAGAAGCCGAAGCAGGAGCCCUGGUAGUUCUAAGCAAAGGGAGACACGGCAUCGGCCACGGUGGAGCCCCAGUGAAGAGUGGAGAAGAAGAAAGGAUACCAGAAGCCAUGGCCCAGAGGUGCACAGAGAAGGGAUGUCCCACCAGCACUAGGGAGAGGAGCACACAACUGUGCAAAAAGAGAUGCAGAAGUGGCAGGGGACUAAAGAGAGCAAGUGUAACUUUUUCCUGAGAGGAAUAAUAUCAACAUUUUCUUACUGGAUAUCUUCAGCAAGGGCUAAAUUACAUACUAUUAUUGUAUUUCUAAUAAAAACUGUCUUAAUAGCC
Molecule: messenger RNA, 1589 nt
Organism: Jaculus jaculus (lesser Egyptian jerboa)
Lineage: Eukaryota; Metazoa; Chordata; Mammalia; Rodentia; Dipodidae
Gene: Cirsr
Product: corepressor interacting with RBPJ, CIR1
Exons: 10
Coding region: 108-1415 (435 amino acids)
Biological process (GO): negative regulation of DNA-templated transcription
Cellular component (GO): nucleus
Molecular function (GO): transcription corepressor activity
Source: RefSeq, a predicted model, not a curated record